AUGAUUCCAGUUCAAGACAUAAUUGUCAAAGAGAGAGUCAAAUUUGCGCUUCUGCUUGAUAAUAGUAUUAUGGAUAUAAAAAACUACGCUGUACCAAACUCCAGCGAUAACUGGAAGAUUUCCGUGAAUCAAAAG
Messenger RNA from Acaulospora colombiana, 135 nucleotides. The record is from the annotation of a GenBank genome assembly. Lineage: Eukaryota; Fungi; Glomeromycota; Glomeromycetes; Diversisporales; Acaulosporaceae.